AUGCUGCUCGUUCAUAUUUUUUAUCUUUUUCUUGUCAAAUCAAUACUUGUUCACAGUGAAUCGUUUACAUCAACAACACAUUUAACUAAUCUAUUCAACACUGAAGUUGAAUUGUUUAAUCAAUUAGACUCAUAUCUUAAAGACGAAUAUGAACGAUUAGAUCGUAUAGAAAAAUAUGUUAACGUUAUCAAAGAAGAAAUUCGUCAAGCACAAAACAAAGAAGAAAUUUAUUUUGGUAAUCCUGUUAAUGCAUAUUUAUUUAUCAAACAUUUAACAGUUGAUUGGUAUGGUAUCGAGGAAAUCGUAUACCAUGGUAUAUCGAAAACAAUGGGUGAUAAUUAUUUAUUUCCUUCAUAUGAAGAUUAUACAGGAUCAGCUGUUGCUUUAAUGCGUUUACAAGAUACUUAUAAAUUAAACACAAGUGAAGUAGCAAAUGGAGAAAUAAGUACAAAUUAUAAAUCACGAAAAUUAACUGCUUUGGAAUGUUAUGAUUUGGGACGUAUUGCAUAUACAAAUGGAGAUUAUUAUCAUACAUUAAUGUGGAUGCAAGAAGCUCUCGAUCAUUUAGAUAAAGAAACGAAUAACACAUCACUUAGUAAAGUUGACAUUCUUGAUCAUCUUGCUUUUGCAACAUCUAAACAAGGAAACCAUGAACACGCUUUGGCAGUGACAGAAGAAAUUCUUAGAAUUGCUCCUGAUCACAUUCGAGCAAGAAAUAAUAAAGCUUAUUAUGAAGAUCUUCUUCGAAAUAAAACAUUAAGUGGUGAUUUAGAUUCAUCAGAUCUUAAAUCAAUACUAACAGUUAAAAAGUUGGACAAUGUUCAAAUUAAGAAUCAACGACCAAGAGAUUAUUUAGAAGAACGUGAAAUUUAUGAACAACUUUGUCGACAAAAUGGAUCGAAAAUGAAUGCAAAACGUGAAGCAAAAUUAUUUUGUCGUUAUCGUCAUAAUAAUCAUCCAUAUCUUAUUUUACGACCUGCUAGAGAAGAGCAAUUAUUAGAUGAACCAGUUGUUUAUCUUUUUCAUAAUAUUAUUAGUGAUAAUGAUAUUCAAGUAAUUAAAGACCUUGCUCUACCACGUUUGCAACGUGCUGUCGUACGAAAUGCUGAGAGCCAUACUUUUACACCAGCUAAUUACAGAAUUAGUAAGAGUGCUUGGUUACGAAAUGACGAAUCACCGGUAAUAGCACGUUUAUCUCGAGUAAUUGAAGCUUUAACUAAUUUGAGUAUGGCAACUGCUGAAGACCUUCAAAUUGCAAACUAUGGUGUUGGUGGUCAUUAUGAACCACAUUUUGAUUUUGCACGUAAAACCGAAAAAGAUGCUUUUUCAAGUUUUGGAGCUGGUAAUCGAAUCGCUACAUGGUUGACAUAUUUAAGUGAUGUUGAAAAAGGUGGUGCAACUGUCUUUAUUCCUACUGGUGGUUAUGUCAAACCAGAAAAAGGCAGUGCUGUAUUUUGGUAUAAUUUGUUUGCAUCUGGCGAAGGUGAUUAUACAACAAGACAUGCUGCUUGUCCGGUAUUGAUUGGUAAUAAAUGGGUUGGUAAUAAAUGGAUACAUGAACGUGGUCAAGAAUUUCGUCGUCGAUGUUCACUUGAUCCAAUGGCUUAA
Messenger RNA from Rotaria sp. Silwood1, 1608 nucleotides. NCBI's taxonomy places the organism in Eukaryota, Metazoa, Rotifera, Eurotatoria, Philodinida, Philodinidae. The record is from the annotation of a GenBank genome assembly.